Alternaria conjuncta is the source of this 1386-nucleotide messenger RNA. RefSeq lists its product as uncharacterized. The transcript has a single exon. Gene Ontology annotation, molecular function: protein binding. Lineage: Eukaryota; Fungi; Ascomycota; Dothideomycetes; Pleosporales; Pleosporaceae. The record is from RefSeq and is a predicted model, not a curated record. The coding region runs from base 1 to 1386 and encodes 461 amino acids.
AUGGAAAUGGACAACACACGGUCAACCUCACCUAAAAGACGGCGCGAAGACGAAGAGGGCUACGAUGACGAACGACCGCGCAAACGCUCCGCCUCGCAUGAACCGCCCAAUGCCUCUCCCAGCUACAGGAUAGCGGAAAGACCCGCGCGCCGAUACAGCAGGGGCGACAGCGACGACGAACAACGCGAAUACCGAGACCGACGCCCCUCCUACUCGCGCUCGCAAUCACGGUCACGCCGCUCCAGCAGCACCUCCUCAUCCUCGCACCAGCGCCGCACAUCAUCCUCAAAGCCCACCACUCUGAACUAUGCGCCCACGCUCAUCCUACGCGGCCACAAGAAAGCCAUAUCCUGCGUCAAAUUCUCGCCCGACGGCCGCUACAUCGCCAGCGCCUCGGCCGACUGCACAAUCAAGAUCUGGGACGCACACACCGGCGCCCUCGAACACACGCUCGAAGGCCACCUCGCAGGUAUAAGCACGAUAUGCUGGUCCCUCGACUCCAAGAUUCUCGCCUCUGGGUCCGACGACAAGAGUAUAAGGCUCUGGGACACAACCACUGGGCUCGCCCACCCCACGCCUUUCAUCGGCCACCACAACUACGUCUACAGCAUAGCCUUCAGCCCCAAAGGCAACAUGCUCGUCUCAGGCUCCUACGACGAAGCAGUCUACCUAUGGGACGUCCGCGCCGCCCGCGUCAUGCGUUCCUUACCCGCACACUCUGACCCCGUUGGCGGCGUUGACUUUGUCCGCGACGGUACGCUCAUAGUCUCGUGUUCUCACGACGGCCUGAUUCGCGUCUGGGACACGGCAACAGGCCAGUGCCUCCGCACCCUCGUCCACGAAGACAACGCCCCCGUCUCCUCCGUCAUUUUCUCGCCAAACGGCAAAUACAUCCUCGCGUGGACCCUGGAUUCAUGCAUCCGCCUGUGGAACUACAUUGAAGGAAAAGGGAAAUGCGUGAAAACGUAUCAGGGACACGUGAAUAAACAGUACUCGCUUUCCGGUGCGUUUGGCACGUACACAGGGAAGGAAGAGGGUGUCGAAUAUGCGUUCGUUGCGUCUGGCGACGAAGAAGGGCAGGUGGUGUUGUGGGAUGUUAGUAGUAAGAAUGUGUUGCAGAGGUUAGAGGGACAUGGCGAUGCGGUGUUGAGUGUACAUACGCAUCCGACGGAAAAGCUGAUUGUGAGUGCGGGGUUGGAUCGCACAAUCAGGCUGUGGAGACCGAAGGAGGGGGUUGCGGGAAAUGCGAAUGGAGAGAUGGUGAAUGGGGAAAAGGUGGAUGGGCAUAGUGAAGGUGUAAAUGGCGUGGGCGGAGAGGGGAUUCAACAGGAAACAAAUGGGUUUGAUCCUGAUGUCCUGCCGCCGAACCCUUUUGCUGAGGGCUGA